Molecule: messenger RNA, 6481 nt
Organism: Grus americana (Whooping crane)
Lineage: Eukaryota; Metazoa; Chordata; Aves; Gruiformes; Gruidae
Gene: ARHGAP23
Product: Rho GTPase activating protein 23
Exons: 24
Coding region: 284-5269 (1661 amino acids)
Biological process (GO): signal transduction
Molecular function (GO): protein binding
Source: RefSeq, a predicted model, not a curated record
CUGUGUUGCUCACAGGGGGUGUGAGCGAGCGAGCAAGCGAGCGUGCGAGUGUGUGUGUGUGUGCAGCAUCACCGGGCUGGGAGCACCGCACGUUGCCCGAGCCAUGCGAGACGUUGCAGCCGGCCCCGCGCCGCCCCCGGCAGCCGCCCCCCACCGCCGUGCUGCCCAGCUCGGGGGCUGCAGCCAGUGACGGAGGCGGUGAGCCCAUGGCUGUGCCGGCAGCCAGCUGAGAGCCCGCGCCGCCGCGCCUCGCCUGCCGAAGCCGGGCCUGGACUGCGGCCGCAUGGUGGAGGAGAGCGCGGGCAGAGGAGAGCGGGGGUCCCAGUGGGUGCUGCGGGGUCCCCCCCGGCCCCCGCCAGCCCCCAGCCCCGUGACGGUGGUGAGCAAGGGGCUGUGGAGCGUGGAACGAGCCGGCAAGGGCUGGCGUUUGGAGCGCGCCGUCGGGGUGGACUGCAGCUCGCCUGAGCCCCGCUGCAUCUGGCUGAGCAGCCUGCGCCGGCACGCUGCCGCCCUGGACCACCGCUGGCCCCCGGCCCCCCGGCACGGCCACACACCCCCCUGCACCGACAAGUGCCACCGGCAGCCGACGGCGGGCCGGAGAGAUGGGGCGUCCCCGAACGCCAAUGUGCCCCUGGAGGGGCCCUUCCCCUGGGUGGGCCCGAAGACGGUGGUGCUGCGGAAGAGCUCGCAGGGGGGAUUCGGCUUCACCCUCCGGCACUUCAUCGUCUACCCCCCGGAGUCGGCGGUGCACUCCACCGCCAAGGAGGAGGAGAACGGGAACCGAGCAGGUCCCCCCCGGAGCCGCCUGGAGCCCAUGGACACCAUCUUCGUGAAGAACGUGCGGGAGGAUGGGCCGGCGCACCAGGCUGGGCUGCGCACCGGGGACCGGCUGGUCAAGGUGAACGGGGAGAGCAUCAUCGGGAAAACCUACUCGCAGGUCAUCGCCCUGAUCCAGAACAGUGACGAUGUGCUGGAGCUCUCCAUCAUGCCCAAGGACGAGGACAUCCUCCAGCUGGCGUAUUCGCAGGAUGCCUACCUGAAGGGCAACGAGCCGUACUCUGGUGGGGCGCAGAGCAUCCCCGAGCCCCCCCCCAUCUGUUACCCGCGGAAGACGUACCCCUUCCAGGCGCGGGGUGCCGAGCCCCCCCCUGGCCAGCCGCCGGAUGCCCGUGCCCACCACCCCGCCGCCGCGGGCCCCUCGUCCCCGCUCGGCACAACCACGCUCGCCAGCACCUGGAGAGAGGCGGGUGGCAGCCCCGUGCACCGCCCCGACGAGCUGCAGCCUGGGGGUCCCCCCCCACGCCCCACCGCACCCCACGGACACCCCAGCUCCUUCUCCCGCACCGGCUGCCCCAGCAACGUCGCAUCCUCUCUGCCUGACCGCUACGGGAUGCCCCCCCCCACCCCCUCCUGCUACGGGGUCCCCAAGCACGUCGCGGAGCACCAGACUCACUGCGGCUUCAAGGAGGGCGUCGGGGGGCUGUCGGGGGCCGGGCGGCCCCCCCGGGAGGCAGCGGGCAGCCAGCGUGUCCCCGGCCGGCAGGAGUGCCAGCAGGCUCUGUCCCGCUGGUUUUGCAGCCAGGAGCCACGGCGGAGUGCCUCGGAGGAGCGGCGGCACGCCAUGCCGCCCCGCUACCGUAGCGUGUCCCAGGACCGGUUGGGGGGCUCGGCGGCGAACCCCCGGGGCUGGCCGCACAGCGCCUCGCACGACACCCUGCUGCAGCCCUCCCGCGAAGGCUGGGCGCCCCGCGCCCGCUCCGACCACUACCUGGGCAGGUACGGGCGCUCCAUGGAGGCGCUGGAGCCCGGCGCCCUGCUCUCCCCUCGCCUCGACCGCUCCGCGUGGCCACCCCAGAGGGUCUGCCGGGCCACCGUCACCACUGCCGCGCAGAUCAUCCCGCACAGCUCCUUCACGCCUUCCUCCUCCUCCUCCUCCUCACGGGAGCCGGCGCCUGUGCAGAAGCACCCGUCGCAGCCCAACCUGCAGAGCGUGGAUGAUUCGGGCUACAUCGGCUACCGGAGCUACAGCCCAUCCUUCCAGCGCCGCACCGGGCUGCUGCACGCUCUCUCCUUCCGCGAUCCGGCUUUCGGUGGCCUGCCCACCUUCAGCAUCUCGCAGCGGCCGGCCGCCCCGCUCCCGGAGAGGGUGAUCCCCGCCAUCCCACCGCCCACCGGCCCCCCCCCGAUGCCUACCGCACCCAGGGAGCAGCGGCCGGAGAGCAGCCGGGUGCCCGAGCAGCCGGAGGAGCGGAGGGAAGAGGUGGUUUUGCGGCAGAAGCCGCCCACGGGCCGCAAGAUGCCACCCCCCCUGCGGCAGAUGAACUUUGUCUUCCCCGAGGGGGUGAAGGAGACGGACAUUUGUGACCCCCCGCCGGCUGGCAGCAAAGGGGAGAGGCCGGCGGCCGAGCGGCAAGGCCGGCGUGUGGCUCCCUUGGCAGCCCCCGAGGACUCGCUGGCGUCCAUCCCCUUCAUCGACGAACCCACCAGCCCCAGCAUUGACCUGAAGGCCAAGCACAUCCCCGCCUCCUCGGUGGUCUCCAGCGCCAUGAACUCCGCACCCGCCGUCGCCACCAGCCCCUCCUCGCCCACCUUCGCCUUUGCGCUGAGCCGGCACUACUCCCAGGACUGCAGCAGCAUCAAGGCCGGCCGCCGCUCGUCCUACCUCCUGGCCAUCACCACCGAGCGCUCAAAGUCCUGCGACGAUGGUCUGAACGCAUUUCGGGACGAGGGGAAGAUCCUAAGGAGGAUGCCCAGCCGGGUCCCCAGCCUCCGCAUGCUGAGGAGCUUCUUCACCGAUGGGUCUCUGGACAGCCUUGGCACGUCCGAAGACGCCCGCUCCAAAAGACACUCAACCUCCGACCUCUCGGACGUCCCGUUCAGCGCCGUGAGGAAGGAGGGCUGGCUCCACUGCAAGCAGAUCCUCACCAAAAAGGGGAAGAAGGUCGGUGGAGGCAUCCGGCAGUGGAAGCGCGUCUUCGCCGUGCUGCGCACCCACUCGCUGUACCUGUGCAAGGACAGGCGGGAGGCGGUGACCUGCGCCCCGGCCCCAGGUGAGGAGGAGCCGCCGAUCAGCAUCCGAGCGUGCCUGGUGGACAUCUCCUACAGCGAGACCAAGAGGAAGCACGUCUUCCGGCUGACGACCGCUGACUUCUGUGAAUAUCUCUUUCAGGCAGAGGAUCGGGAAGACAUGCUGGCCUGGAUCAAAGUCAUCAGGGAGAACAGCAAGGCUGAGGGCGAGGACCCCGGUUUUGCCAGCCAAGCGCUUAUCAACAAGAAGUUAAACGACUACCGGAAAGUGAGCCCCGCAGGUGCCAAGCCCGAUUCCUCACCCAAGGGCUCUCGUGGGCUGGGGAUCCGAGCCGAGUUCCUGAAGCAGACGGGAACCAGCACGCCCCGGUCCCCCAGGCAGGAUGCGGCCGUCACAAAAGAUGAGAGCGGCUCCCAAAAAGCCCCAUGGGGCAUCAACAUCAUGAAGAAGAACAAGAAAUCUGUCCCCCGGGCCUUUGGCGUGAGGCUGGAGGACUGCCAGCCUGCCCCGGACAACAAGAACGUCCCCCUGAUCGUCGAAGCUUGCUGCAAGGUGGUGGAGGACCGAGGGCUGGAGUACAUGGGCAUCUACCGCGUGCCCGGGAACAACGCGGUGGUGUCCAGCCUGCAGGAACAGCUCAACAAGGGAGCCACCGAGAUCAACCUGCAGGACGAGCGGUGGCAGGAUCUGAACGUCAUUAGCAGUUUGUUGAAAUCCUUCUUCCGAAAGCUGCCGGAGCCCCUCUUCACUGACGAUAAGUACAACGACUUCAUCGAGGCCAACCGGAUAGAGGACGCCAGCGAGAGGAUGAGGACGCUGCGGAAGCUGAUCCGGGACCUGCCAGGUCACUACUACGAGACACUCAAGUUCCUGGUGGGUCACCUGAAGACCAUCGCUGACCACUCGGAGAAGAACAAGAUGGAGCCCCGAAACCUGGCCCUGGUGUUCGGCCCCACGCUGGUGCGGACGUCCGAGGACAACAUGACCGACAUGGUGACGCACAUGCCCGACCGCUACAAAAUUGUGGAGACCCUCAUCCAGCACUCAGACUGGUUCUUCAGCGACAAGGAGGACAAGGGCGAGAAGACCCCCGUGGAUGAGAAGGAGGCUCAGUCCGUGCCCAACAUCGAGUACCUGCUCCCCAACAUCGGCAGGACCGCGGCGCCCGGCGAUGCCGCAGGCUCGACCCGCAGCGGCUCCGCCAAACCGAAGGGCACGUGGCCGUCGCGGAAGGCGCCGCCGCACCGGGAGCUCCUCGCCAUCCCCUUCGUCUCGGCCGCUGCCCGCAAGAGGAGGAAGAAGAGAGAGGCCGAGGGCGUCGGGAGCAGCACUGACGAUGACAUGGAGCGCAGGGACACCCCGGGCCGGGAGCGGGAGGUCGAGGGGACCGCGGCCACCCUGCCAGCACCCGGCAAAGCCCCCUGCAGCACCGGCGCCGAGGCGGCGGCCCCCAGCCCGGCCGGGAUGGAGCAGGAGAGCUCCCUGGAGCCUGGGGGUGCCGGGUCCGAUCUGGCGCCGGACGCCCGCUCCAUCGUGUCAGGCUACUCCACCCUGUCCACCAUGGACCGCAGCCUGUGCUCCGAGGUGCAGUCGGUGGCCGGGAGCCGCGGGGAGGAGGCGGAUGACGAGCGCAGCGAGCUCAGCCACAUGGAGACGGACACGGAGAGCCGGGAGGGCGCCCGGCCCCGGCCGGGGCAGGCAGACGGGGGGACCGGGGACGAGGACAAGGAGCCCCCCGGCCGCCCCUCCUUCAACUCCCACCGCCUGAUCCAGUGCGACACGCUGGCCCGCAGGAAGCUGGGGCGGCCCCGGCCGGUCGGCGAGACCCCGGCACCCACCACGGAGGACCAAGGCUGGAUCCCCCCAGGACGACCCUCGCUGCGGGAGCAGCUCCGGCAGCGCCUGCGAGCCUCGGCUGACGACAUGGGGGUCCGCCUGCGCCGAGCCCACUCCCCUGAGACACGCCGCAAGAAGAGCAGCUGGCGUCGGCACACCGUGGUGGUGCCCGGCGGCAUCAAGGACCUCAACUUCAACGAGUGGAAGGAGCCGCGGGGGCUGGAGGUGGCCCCGGGACCCUGCCACGACAAGGACUCGGGGCUCAGCAGCCUGGAGUCCACCAAAGCCCGGCCCCCGGCCCCCGCCCCGGCACAGCCCGGCACUGCCGGCGAGGUGCCGGGCACCAAGAGCCCCCCGGGCAGCCCCGGCCCCCCGGCCCCCCUGCGCUUCCCCCAGUGUCUCUGACCUCCCGAGAUGCCCCCGCCGUGGCUCCCCCCGCCCCCCAGCCAGCGUUUAAUUUAAGGACUCGCCUUUGUUCGUGUAUUUAAUUGUGCUCUGGACAAGCUGCUGUUAUUUAAUGAGUCUCCGUGGUCCCCGUGCCACGGGUGGGACAAAGCCAACUUGUCCCCCUCGCCUCGGGGACCGGCGGGGUCCCACGGUGGUCCCGUGCCGCAGCCUGGUGCCCCGGCCCCCGGGCAGUGCCAGGAGGGUUGGAGGGGGCUCAUGGGGACUGUCCCCCCUCCCAGGGUGGUGGUGGCCCUGCUGACCCCGGCUGCAGCGGUGUGAAGUGCGGGCGCUUCCCUGGGUGCUGCGGCCACCCACGCCGGACACCACCCUGGGGAUCCCUGACCGGGGCCCUUUGCCGGGGUGCGGCUGAGCCGGGGUGGCCCUUGGGGUGACGGACGGGGUCCCCGUGGGCUGGGUGUUCGCGUGGGAGCGGGGGGGGGGGGCUGGCACAGAGGGGCACCCUGCGGGGGGGGGGACGCUGCACCCCCACGAGCCACAGCCACGAUCCGGCAGCAGCUUGGGACCCCGGCGUGCGGCGCGGCACGGCACGGCACGGCACGGGACAGCCCCCUGCCCAGCCCCGCUCCCCUUCCUACCCCCCCCAGGCCAGAAGCACUUUAGGAAGGGGGUGCAGUGCGGCCGCCCCGGGGGGGGGACACGUGGCUGGCGGGGGCGCAGGGACCCCCAGCCUCGCCAUGCGGGCACACGCGUGCCACGGGCUCGGGCGGCCGCUGCCAGGGCCAUGGGGGGGGGGGGAUGUCAAGUCACGUCACUGUUUCUCCGUGUCGUUCUCAUACGUUAUGCAAAUAUUUGCUGUAAAGUUGUUUUUUUUUUCUUUUUUUUUUUUUUGUGUAAAUAUUGUCUCUGACUGUGUAACAUAUUACAAAGGAUUUAUAAGGAUUUUUUUAAGAAGUUUUGCUCAGCUGAAAGGCCACCCCCGACCAGGGGACGUGCUGGACCAGUGUUGACUUUUUAAACCCUCCUGCAUGUACCCCCCCCCCCCCCCCACCGGCGUGUUGUACGAGUCGGCUGCUGAGCCGCUAUAUGCAAAACUGCAAAAAAAACCCAACCAAAAAAAAAAAAACCAAACCCAAAACCAACCAAACCCACCCCGCUUCGGACGCUGCCCCCCCCCCAGUCCCGGUCUAUAUAUUGGAAAUAAACUGGUUA